AUGUCUCAAAAGAUUUAUCUUCAAGGAAUCACCGACAAUGUCAAACUCGCAAGGGAGCAUGCCUUGCUUGGUAGUUAUUCAGUCUCCCUUGCAUACUAUGAUGGAAUAUCGGACCAAAUAGAUUCAUACAUGAACGACAAUCUACUCGGAAUGGAUUCCAAAACACAAUGGGCUCAGCUCAAACAAAGACUAAAACAAGAAUAUCAAAUUAUACAACACAUUCAAAAUGAAUUGAACACAUUCAGUAACGGUUUAUCUCAAGGAAAUAGCAACAGUGGAAGUAACAACACCCGAAUGAAACCGAUUGCCAAAUUCUUUGAAGACCAACCCGAAAAGUCAUCUGGUGGAGGAUGUGUAUUUGUUGUAAAUACUGUUUCCAACAGCAACAACAACAACUCUCCACCUGUGUAUGACGAUGGUUCAUUUGGUCCUAGAGCGAAAACCCCAAGCGCCAAUCAACAAAACACUUCUCCGCAAGACAAUUAUGAUCCCGAUGUGUGGCUUCCUCCAACACCAGUGCAGGGAGUAAGCAAACCAAAGAGAUUACAACCAAACAAUGCUGAGAAGAAAGUAGUAUCUUCUAAACCAGUGAACAAUAGAGUAAGUAUUGUUGAACCAACAAUGAAUGACAUUUGUAGAUUGUUAAUUAUGGGAAAGACCAUGCUUGCAAAAGCUGUUGCCACAGAAUGUAAAACAACAUUUUUCUGCGUUUCUGUUUCCGCCUUAACCUCAAAAUGGAGAGGUGAAUCUGAGAAAUUAAUCAAGUUAUUAUUUGAAAUGGCUCGAUUUUAUGCUCCAAGUACGAUAUUUAUUGACGAAAUUGAUGCUUUAGGAAGUAAGAGAUCUGAAGGUGAACACGAAGCAAGUAGAAGAGUAAAAACAGAGUUAUUGGUUCAAAUGGAUGGUGUAAAUAAUGACAGUAAUUCGACAGAUGAUGCCAAAAGAAGAUGGUACUUGUGCUUGGUGCCACAAAAUCAUCCUUGGGAGCUCGAUGACGCCUUAAGAAGACGGCUUGAAAAGAGAAUACAUAUACCCUUGCCUGACCUAGAAGGAAGACGAUUAAUUUUCAAAUUAUAUCUUGACAAGCUAAUACUUGCUGACGAUGUGGAUGUGGAAGAACUUUCAAAGUUGACAGAAGGAUACAGUCCUGCAGAUAUUAAGUUAAUUUGCAGAGAUGCAGCGAUGAUGGUCCUUAGAAAAGCCAUAGAAAAUCUUGGCAAGACUGAAAUUAUUUCCAAACAAGGUGAGAUCAAAAAUCAACCAAUAACAAUGAGCCACUUCUUGGAGACAUUGAAGAAUGUCAGCUCCUCAGUUGGUACGGCUGAAUUGGACAGAUACAAAAAGUGGAUGGAGGAGUAUGGAUCUAAAUAA
Molecule: messenger RNA, 1371 nt
Organism: Naegleria fowleri
Lineage: Eukaryota; Heterolobosea; Eutetramitea; Acrasida; Naegleriidae
Exons: 2
Coding region: 1-1371 (456 amino acids)
Biological process (GO): microtubule severing
Cellular component (GO): microtubule cytoskeleton
Molecular function (GO): ATP hydrolysis activity; ATP binding
Source: RefSeq, a predicted model, not a curated record